UAGCCUGAGUGCACUAAGGCUCUAAGUUAGGCCUUGUUUAAACAGGAUGACUUAAAUAUUGAGAAGGCAGGAAGGCAUUUAAAGAAAGGGGAAUAGAAAACCAAAGAAUUAUCAGGGAUAAUUCACUAUAGUGAGGAAGUAAGUUUAGGAAAGCAGAGGUGGGAGGAAAUGACAUGGAGAAUUCACUUGGGACCAAGUUAUGAUGAGCCUCAAAUGCUAGGUCUAGAGUGAGAACAUUCUUCUGUAGUCAGAGGAAGCCCAUGAAAGUGUUAGGCCAGUCAAGUGAUAUGGAAAUGAAGUUUUAAUAUGCUAAUAGAUAUAGAAUAACCAGGAAUGGUGUGUUAUUCACAGUCCUCUCAGGAAAGAUAUAGCAUAUGGAAAAGAGUAAUUGAGAGGAGCUUAAGAAAAGAGUGGGCAUGAACACAUGAAACCAACAAAGAUUUGGAAAGCACCCCAGUGAUUCCUGCUACAGGUUUUGGGAUGGAAAAUGGUCUGGCUGUUGGCCAGGGUGACUGAGCCAUCUAUGUCUCAUUGUCUAGCUGGCUGGCUCAAGCUUCUUCACUUGGUGGUAGUCUCAGGGUUCUAAUAGUGGUAAGAAGGAAAGCCCCAAUUACUUUUCAGAACUCUAUAUCAGUCUUGCUAAUCUAUCAAGAUUCAAGGAAUGGAGAAGUAGACCCCAUCUCUUGAUGAGAAUAGUUGCAUUUCACAGUGUCAGGGUGUGGACGCACAGAGGUAGAGAAUUUGUGAACACUUUUAUAACCUGCUGUAGUAUAUGAAAGAAGAAAUAAUUUUUUAUUAUUCCAAAUCUUAAAAACAUACUCCAAAUCAAUUGUCACAUAUUUUAACAUAGCUGAUAUGAAGUACUGUGGCUUACAGUCCUAUUUUAUUUAUUUUUGAAAUGUGAUUGUAUUCACUGAAGUUUUGAGAAGGAAAGGUAAAAAUAUUUGGUGUGGUAUUACCACACUGUGAUUUAUUUUUGCUGAAGAUCAAGUGAAUUUUCCAGUCCUUUCCAGUGAACAAAUGGAUGGAAUUUGUGUGGGAUUUUGUUUGACAAUAUGUCCAUUGUAGCUCAGCGUUCAGAAUCUUUGUUUUGAUUUUUACAAAUGCUGUUUUAGUCCCUGUUCUGUUUUCUUUUAUCAUGCCUUCUACUCCUUUAUGGACAAACAUCGAUGGUAAACCCCCUAACUUCAUAUGCUGUCAUUGUUCCAUCUUGGUCACGAUUUUGUUGUGUUUGCUAAGCCAAAGGUGAGCUGAAUUAGACCCACUGAAUAAAUUUAUGCUUCAUCCUGGUUGUUCUUCUUGGCUAUAUUAUUCUUGUACUCUCCCUAUAAGCUUCAAGAGAUUCAGGAGAAAUGUUUUGAUAGAUGUUUCUUUGUCUUCCUCUUAGAGAACUUGAUGUGCAUCUGGACAAAAGGAUGAAAGAGCAGAUAAAGAAGAAGCAGCAGGAUGUGGUUAGAUUUCUGGAAGCCAACAAGAUAGAGUUUGAGGAGGUGGAUAUCACAAUGUCAGAAGAACAGAGGCAAUGGAUGUACAAAAAUGUCCCCCCGGAAAAAAAACCUGCUCAGGGCAACCCCCUGCCACCUCAGAUAUUUAAUGGCGACCGAUACUGUGGAGAUUAUGACAGUUUUUUUGAAUCCAAGGAAAGCAACUCAGUCUUUUCAUUUUUGGGCCUGAAACCACGGUUGGCAUCAAAGCAGGCAGAACCUUAGAGAAGAAGAGUGGAAGAUGACGGAGAUGCAUUUUGAAGCACCCACUGGUACUCGCACACACAUGCUUACCUAAUGCAUCACUGUGACAAAAGCCACACACAUUACCAGUCACUUUGCUUGCCACGGAAAAGAAGUUUUUGAAAGAUGUGGAUAUAAUGAGGAUUGCAUGAUUGCUUUAAACCAAAUCAGGUGGUGGAUUUUUUUUUUCUUUCUUAUUUUAUUUUGCCUGCAGUUGCCUCACUCACCUGGAAAUACUGACACCUGUUACAGGUGUACUUUCUUAAUGACUGAAAGUUAAGUGGGUAGCACCAUCAGAGAGAAAAUGUUGGAUCUGCCCUAGGUUAUAGUAGAUGCCAAAAUUGCAUAAACCCACUUCUCUUUAAGCUACCUGGAUUGUGUCUUUGAAAUUUGUCUGCCAGGCUGUUAGAAUGUUUGAAUCAGAAGGAAAAAAAAGCAGCAUUGGUUGAAAAAGGGCGUUGAAAAAUUUGCUGCAGAAUCACUUACAAGCAUCAUGAUUCCCAUGCUUUGUAAUAACACCUGGUGAAAAAGUUUGAUAUUCUAGACUUGUUUUAGUAAUGGAAACUCUUACCCCAUAUAUCAUCCAGGCUCCUAGAGAUGUUUCCAGAAAUCCCUGUUGCAACAUCAAGUGAUCAGAACUAAGUUACUAGAAUGACAAUAAUUGCUAUUUGAAAUAUAUGCUUCUUUAUUUCUUGCAAGGGGCAAGUUUCACCUAAAUGCCUAAGACUGCUUGAAAGAUAUAUUUUAAGUGGUGCACUAAUUAGUUAGUAAAUUUAUAGGAAAAUUGUCUGACUAGUAUCUGAAGGCAUAUUCAGCUCUAGCAAUUUAUUUAUAAUACAUAAGUAUUCAUAUAUUUUUAAAUGCAGCUCCCCUAACAGACAGCUGCUGCUUCUAUUUUGUGAAGGGGUUAUAUUUUUUGAGAAAGGAAGAUUUCAGUUAGAUAUAUUUUGUGAACCCUUGAUUAAACAUAUUAAAAUAUACCAAUAUUGUAGUAAAAUUUAGUUUUUCUUUAUGUUACUUUUCAUUUGUCUCUAACUUUGCUUGCUCAUAUUUCUGGCCAAUGUACAGCCUACAAUUUUUCAGAUUAAUAGAGAUACUUGCUCUGAUUUCAUAUAUGAGCAAAAGUAAGUUUUCAGAGCAAUACAUUUGAGAAAGAGAGUAACUCGGAAUUGUAUUUGUCAAGGAAAAUCUCUACUCCCAUUGGAGUGGAUGUUGAUAAACAUUGAACGUGUCUACUUCAUUAGAGCAGAGGCUACUUUUCUGCAUGCUUGUUCCUUUAACAGGGAUGCUUAAUUU
Molecule: messenger RNA, 3023 nt
Organism: Sapajus apella (tufted capuchin)
Lineage: Eukaryota; Metazoa; Chordata; Mammalia; Primates; Cebidae
Product: SH3 domain-binding glutamic acid-rich-like protein 2
Exons: 4
Coding region: 1365-1709 (114 amino acids)
Cellular component (GO): cytoplasm
Source: RefSeq, a predicted model, not a curated record